AUGUCAAAAAAGAGUAGUAUCAAGAAAUUCAAGUUAGUUCAUAUUGAAAAUUCAGACGGUGAUCCAUCCAAAUGGCCUGACACAACUACAAAAAAAAUAGUUGAUGGUACUCAUAUAAAAAUAUUUUAUGAAUUGGAUGAAAAUUCCCAUGCAUAUGGUGCUUGGAUGGAAAUACUUGGUAAAGCCAUUGCUAAAGAAAUAAAAUUGAAAGAAAAUUUGGUGCUGGAACAAAUGCCAUAUGGAUAUAAACUAUUUGUUCAAUACAAAUAUUCAAAAAGAAUAACACCAAAAGAAUUACCCAUGAGUUGUCGUACCAUAAAAGACGGCGAAGAGUGUGAUCCUAGAGGUGCUAGAUUUAGAUCAAAAAACGACUUUGUACCACAUUGCGUGUGGCUUUAUUUUAAUAAAAAAGAUAGUUGUAAAUGUAAUCAUUGUGAUAAAGAAUCCCAUGAAAAACGCAAAGAAGCUAUAAGAGCAAGUAGAUCAUUGGUUCGGCUUAGUAAACAACAGAUUGAUACAAAGGUUCCUAAGAAAGUUAAAAAAAUUAAUGAAAAUAUUGACAAUAACACAUUAUCUAUUAUAAAUAAUUCAAAAUAUCAACGUGGAGAGAUUAUUUGGGUUUCAGAUACAACGCUAACAUUUAAAUUGUCUUCACGGGAUCAAAGAGAUAAUAAUAAUAAUGAGAUGGAGGAAAUCUUUUGGCCUGGAGUAAUUGUUGAAGUUGGACCAAAUCUAAUUCAAAAAAAUUAUAAUGUUUAUUCUACUGGAUUUUUAAAGCCAUCAUCAAUCAAAAAUCAAUUGGAUAAUUAUAGGUAUUUGAUAAAGCUUUUGAUCAUAAAUAAAUGUUACGAGUAUCCAACAUUUGCUUUAUCACCAUGGCUCUCAAUUGAUCACGAAGAAUUAGCAUUUAAAUAUUCAAAUGAAAUUUAUUUACCACAAUUUUUGAAAGCAAUACAAAUUGCCUCUAAUGUUCAAAAACAUUAUAUAAUGGGAUCAGUUUAUAAUUACAUUGUUAAUCAUAAAGAAAUAAAUUCAAUUAAAGAUCCUAUUCAAAAACAACGAAUUAUUAAUGCAAAAAAUUAUCCACACUAUAAGUACACUGUUGAUUUAGAGGAUAUUGCUGGGCGGUUUUAUCCAAAUAUGGAUUUAUUCAAUAAAAAAAUGAAUGUCAAAGAAGAGAAGACUUCAAGAGAGGAAUUAUUUGAUCUAGCAAUUGAUCAAUUUGUUGAUAAUGAAUCUUCUUCUUCUUCAAGUAAAAUAGAUAAUAAAUGUUUUAUGGAUAAUGUUUUGUCUAAUAAACAAUCAGUGGCAUCAACUGAUGCUGCUCAGAUUUAUAAAAGUGAGGAUGAUGAAGAUGCCACUAUAACUGAUGAUGAUAAUAACAGUACAAAUGAUAAAACUGUUAUAAAAGAGUCACUACAAGAAUGUCAAAGUUAUAAAUCAGAAGAAAAUGAGAUGAUUAUUGAUAAUUGA
Messenger RNA from Entrophospora sp. SA101, 1473 nucleotides. The record is from the annotation of a GenBank genome assembly. Lineage: Eukaryota; Fungi; Glomeromycota; Glomeromycetes; Entrophosporales; Entrophosporaceae.